This is a messenger RNA of Syngnathoides biaculeatus (alligator pipefish), 2141 nucleotides long. It is a transcript of the gene tdp1, whose product is annotated as tyrosyl-DNA phosphodiesterase 1. The record is from RefSeq and is a predicted model, not a curated record. The transcript is spliced from 16 exons. Gene Ontology annotation, molecular function: single-stranded DNA binding; 3'-tyrosyl-DNA phosphodiesterase activity; double-stranded DNA binding. Bases 180 to 2009 code for a protein of 609 amino acids. Gene Ontology annotation, cellular component: nucleus. Gene Ontology annotation, biological process: single strand break repair; double-strand break repair. NCBI's taxonomy places the organism in Eukaryota, Metazoa, Chordata, Actinopteri, Syngnathiformes, Syngnathidae.
ACCCGGACUUAUAUCUGUGGUGUACAAGCAAUUCCUUUAUUUUCCAAGUUUCUACUCGGAUUCAUAUCUCAUGCAGACUUUAUUCUUUCCUCUGUUCGUCUCAUGGAAGUGUAUUUAUCCGAUUCAAAUCUCUGCAGCCCUUACAUUGUUAACUGGACGUCAGCAGCGUGGCUUGAGGCAUGUCUCAAGGCAGUCAACACGGCAAAUGGAGCGUCUCCAGCAGCGAGGACGACGACGACGAGCUUCGUCUGUCGGGGAAGUCGUCGAAGCCCCCACAGUUGACCGUGUCCAAUCACAGCUCGCUGUCUUCCUCCAUCCUGGACAUAGACAGCAGCUCCGUGGAGAAGAAACCAGAACGGUCUCAAGUUUCUACUCUUGUGGUCGGUUCUGAGGCCAGACAACAGGCUGCAAAGAACCAGACAAACCCUAUCAAAUAUGAAUCCUCCCCAUCUUUAGCUGGGAAGAGGAAGGCGGACCCGCCAGAUGGUUCUGGUUGGGCGCUCUCCGACAGCGACGGCGAUGAAGAUGCAAAGAGUAACCCACCGCCAGGGAGGAAGGCUCCCAGUCCUAAACGCAAGAAGGUGGGGGAUGCUCGCCCUCCCAGCCCCCACGGACGUGUGUACUACAUUGACGAGCCCGAUGACUUUUUUGAGUCCAGCGUUCCCCGUCUAGAUGACACAUUCAGGUUUUACCUCAACAAGGUGACGGGCCUGGACAGGAAGUACAACAGUGGAGCGCUGCAUGUCAGAGACAUCCUCUCGCCAUUAUUCGGCACUUUAAAAGAAUCUGUUCAGUUUAACUACUGCUUUGACAUCGCCUGGAUGCUUCAACAAUAUCCUCCAGAGUUCAGGGAUCGUCCCAUCCUGAUUGUCCACGGGGACAAGCGGGAGGCCAAGGCUCGGCUGGUGCAGCAGGCUCAGCCCUUUUCUCACAUUCGCUUCUGCCAGGCCAAACUGGACAUCGCAUUUGGAACGCACCACACGAAGAUGAUGCUGCUGUGGUAUGAGGAGGGCUUCCGAGUCAUCAUCCUAACCUCCAAUCUCAUCCGAGCCGACUGGUACCAGAAGACACAGGGGAUGUGGAUGAGUCCUCUGUUUCCACGGUUACCUAAGGGCAGCAGCGACACCUGUGGCGAGUCGCCCACCUUUUUCAAGAGAGACCUGCUCGAAUAUCUGGCAUCCUAUCGGGCGGCCGAGCUGGAAGAGUGGAUUCAGCGGAUCAAAGAGCACGACCUCUCGGAGACCAGGGUGUAUCUGGUGGGCUCCACUCCUGGCCGAUAUGUAGGACCAGACAUGGAGCGCUGGGGGCACCUGAGGCUCAGGAAGCUGCUGUACGAGCACACCAACUGCGUCCCCGAUGAGGACCAGUGGCCAGUGGUGGGCCAGUUCUCCAGCAUCGGCUCCAUGGGCGUGGAUAAAACAAAGUGGCUGGCUGGAGAAUUCCAGCGCACCCUUACCACGCUGGGAAAGGCAUCCCAUCGUCCCAACCCCCCCGUUCACUUGUUAUAUCCAUCAGUGGAAGAUGUCAGGAUGAGUUUAGAAGGUUAUCCUGCUGGUGGCUCUCUUCCCUACAGCAUUCAGACAGCGCAGAAGCAACUCUGGCUGCAUUCCUACUUCCACCGAUGGCAAGCAGACACAACUGGGCGGACUCACGCCAUGCCCCACAUCAAGACUUAUAUGAGGGCAUCACCCGAUUUUACGCAGCUAGCCUGGUUCCUUGUCACUAGUGCCAACCUGUCCAAAGCAGCGUGGGGAGCUCUGGAGAAGAACAACACACAAGUGAUGAUUCGAUCCUAUGAGCUUGGCGUCCUCUACGUGCCCCCAGCCUUUAACAUGAAGACAUUCCAAGUGAGGAAAAAUCCAUUUCCCGUCUCGUCAUCAUCCUCCGGUUUCCUCGUGCCAUUUGACCUACCCCCAACAUGCUACACAACUAAAGAUCAACCUUGGAUCUGGAAUAUUCCGUAUAGUCAAGCUCCAGACACACACGGCAACGUUUGGGUUCCCUCCUAAAAAAUGGACACUUGUUUUUUUUUUUUUUUUUUAUUAUUAUUCUUAUUCUUGUGCUUGUAACUGUCACAUUUGUCAUUUUUAUGCCAUUUUCAUAUCUUUUUGAUACAAUAAAAUAUAAUCAUCUCAUCAUGU